Cephus cinctus (wheat stem sawfly) is the source of this 4793-nucleotide messenger RNA. RefSeq names its product DNA repair protein RAD50 (gene rad50). The transcript has 18 exons. Bases 356 to 4669 code for a protein of 1437 amino acids. NCBI's taxonomy places the organism in Eukaryota, Metazoa, Arthropoda, Insecta, Hymenoptera, Cephidae. The record is from RefSeq and is a predicted model, not a curated record. Gene Ontology annotation, biological process: telomere maintenance via recombination; telomere maintenance via telomerase; chromosome organization involved in meiotic cell cycle. Gene Ontology annotation, molecular function: double-stranded telomeric DNA binding; single-stranded telomeric DNA binding; ATP hydrolysis activity. Gene Ontology annotation, cellular component: nucleus; condensed nuclear chromosome; Mre11 complex.
CGGUAUGAAAAGUCAAAAAAUUCAUUCGCGGCAUGUAAUUAAAUACGAAUCUCAUAUGUACUGGAAUCUGGUUUCCGUCAUUUGGACAGAAUUUGAAGAGGUUAUCUUGCAUGCGGUUUCCUGAUUUAGGGUACAACGAGAUGAAUCUUCCGAAGAUAAUCGAAAACCAGGUUAGUAAUAGUUUCAGAUCACUUGGAGUUUAUUGCUUUUUCGUAAAAACUCCACCGAGCUUCUACGUCAUUGCCAGAGACGUUAUUCUUGACCAAUCCUGAAGUCCCAAGUCAGUCAUUGUUUAGGCACUAGCAAAACCCGGCAAACAAAAAAUAUUUAUAGGACAGUUAGUCCUUGAAAAAAAAUGGUCAAACAAAGCUUUUUGUUUCCGAUAGUGUUUUGCCUCGUUCAAUUUACUCGUCAUUCGCUUCUGGGCGUCAGUCACAGUCACAUCACAGUGUAUUCAAACUUUUAUCUAAUAAAGUGUAAGUGCAAGUUUCUUGAAGUGAAUUCAAUCGGACAUCAGAUACUUCCAUCUUCAUCUACAAAACAAGAAAAAAUGUCUCGAGUAAAGAAGUUGUCUAUUCGUGGUAUUCGUAAUUUUGACCAUGAUACUGAAACGGAGAUACGGUUUAUGCGACCUAUUACACUUAUUGUGGGACCUAAUGGUACAGGAAAGACAACAAUUAUUGAAGCCUUGAAAUUUGCUACUACUGGUGCUUAUCCUCCUGAUUCUAGCGCUGGAAAGGCAUUUGUCCAUGAUCCUGUAACAACGACUACUUGUAUUGUCAGAGCUAAUGUCAAGUUGGAAGUAGUAGAUGUCAGUAGAAACAGAGUAACGAUAUCCAGAGCUAUGGAAUUAUCUAGAUUUGACAAACGAGUCAUAUUCAAAACUUUGGAUAGUACUAUAACUAAGGAGAGUAUCGAUUCAGGAAAGCCAAUUUCAAUAACAAAUCGAUGUGCUAAUGUGAAUACUGAGAUUGUCUCAGCUAUGGGUGUUUCAAAUGCAAUUUUGAAUUACGUCAUAUUUUGUCAUCAAGAUGAUUUUGAUUGGCCACUGUCAGAAGCAAAAAUUUUGAAAAAAAGAUUUGAUGAAAUAUUUGACACUGAAAAAUAUGACAAAGCUGUUGAAUCUCUUACAAAGUAUACCAAAACCUUGGAAACUGAGAAUCGUUUUUUAGUGGCUGAGAAAAAAACAUGCGAGAUUAAUUUGAUAAGAACUGAAGAGAAAGAGCAGGAGCUAAGCAAUGCCAAAGAAAGGUUGGAGAGUUCCAAGAGCAAGAUUUCAGUAAUCGAAAAAAGUCUUGUGCCUGUGACACAAAGAAUGUUGGAAAUAAAAGAUUUAGAUAGUCAAUAUGGAAAGAUGAAAUCUGAAAUAGAGGUUCAAAGGAUGCAGCAUACACACGUGAAAAAACAAAUUGUGAAUCUGAAGAGCAACAUUGAAGAAAUGUUUCAAGGAACAGUUGAGGAAUUAAACGAAGAAUUAGUUUCAUAUGCUGAUAUAUUAAACAAGAAAAAAGAAGAGGCAGAAGAACUUGAAGAGAGAAUGAAGGAAAUCAAAACAGAGGAGUCAAAUAUUCGAAAAUUACUUGACGAGAAGAGACUUGCAGUUGGUACAUUACAACAACAAGUAAAGGAUCAAGAUGAAAGAAUAGUCAUACGUAACAAAUUAUUGAACGAUGCUCUCUCCGCUUGGAACUUGGACACAAUUUCGUCCGACGUAACGGAAAUUGAGGUCAUAGCUCUAUCAAAGCGAUUGGAACAAAAGAUGUGCGAAAUAAAACUGGAAGUGGGAAACAACCAGAUUAAUCGAGAAUCUAUUGAAAAGCAACUCCAAAAAGAAGUUGAUACUUUGAGGUCUGAAAAAACAAAAAUCGAAUCAGAAAUGAACCUGAAGGAAGUAGAAGUAGCUGAUAUCGUAGAGGAAUUAAAUACCCUUCGUACUCGAAUAAAACAAGUCAGUGCAGCUGCAAAAAAAUUGGAUGACCUCGAGAAGGAGCUUCAGAAAGCAAAUGAUAAAAUUGAAUUACUCGCUAAGAAAUUCGAUGUCGAUUCAGUCAAAUCAAAGAUCCAAAAUGAAAUAAGAAAAAAGGCUAAAUUGGAAGGCCAGUUAAAUAAAGUCGAUGACGAAGUGUCGUCUUUACACAAGCAAAGUGCAUUACAAGCAGAAUUAGAAUUGAAUAAAUCUAUGGUUAUGACCAAGGAAACUGAGAUACAGAAUUUAAGGAAUAAAUAUGAAUCUGAAUUAAAAAAAUUACUUGGCACAACAGAAUUACCUGAGGGAACACUAAAGAACAGGCUUAGCAAUAUACAACGAGUAUUGAUGGGCCGUAUCAACAAUUUGAAUCAAGAACUACAAUCGGAACAAAAUCGUGUUUCAUCUUUAGAAACAACUAUAAAGCAUAUCGAACAAGAACUAAAACAUAAAAUUGCAACACUGAAAUCUGACAAGGAAAAAAUUUCUUUUCACUGUGAGUAUGAGAAUUACGAAGACGUUGUAUUGUCACAAUCUGAAGUUGUUAAGGAAUUGCAAAAAAAACGUGGAAUGUAUGCAUAUCGUGGUGUCGCGUAUAAGGACUACCUAAAACAAUUGGAAGAGGAAGAUCCUUCCUGUCCUCUGUGUCAUCGGGAUUUUCAAUCUACUUUGGAAGUUAAAAAUCUUAUUACCGAAAUUCGAGAGGAUAUGGGACCCAGUCGUUUACAGUCAUGCGAGGAGGAAUUAAAGAUUCAACAACAGAAAUACGAAUCUUUGCUUCAAUUGAAACCAAUCGUGGAAAAGGUCGCACAUGUUGAGGGAGUUGAAUUAAAAAGGCUAAGAGUCCAGCUGGAGGAAAGAAAAAAACAGUUGGCAGAUUCUUGCAAGAAACUUGAAAUGCUGAGAGUUUCAACAUUGGAUCCAGAAAAUAAAUUGUCUGCGUGUAAAGACAUGGUUGGCGACGUUGCACUUUGGGAUAAAUAUGCGGAUGAGUUGGUCAAAUUGAAUCGUACAUUAGCAUCAAUUAAAAAGCGUAUAUUUGACGCAGGCGUCACAAGUGAAAGAACAAUUCAAGAGGCACAAAUCGAAAGGGAUUCACUGAAGCAACAACUGAAAGAAGUUUCUAAGGAAAUUGAAUCAAUGCAAACAUCUUUAAAUCUGCAUAACGAGGAAUUGCAACAAGCUCGACACAAAAGAAAUGAAUUGUAUGAAGAACAACUUCGUAUCCAAUCAGAAAUGCAGAAGUUGCAGCAAUUGCGCGAUAAGCAGAACGAUUUGUAUGCACGUGAGAUUUCUUUGGGUGAAUCUGUACAAAAUCUGAGAGAAAAGUUAUCUAGAGCUGAUGAACAAUUGACGAGUGGAAUACAAGAACUUGAAAAAACUAAGACGAAACAUAAAGAACAACGGGAAGUUGAAGAAAGAAAAAUUCACGAAGGAUCAAGACGGCUGCACGAACUGACAAAUACGCAAAAGCAAAUAGACGAUUUCGAACAACGUGGUGUUCACAAAAAAUUAUUGAGCGCGGAACAACAGAUGAAGCGAUAUGAAAACUCAUGCGAAGAAUUGAAAAUUACGAAAGCUGAUUUAGAAAAAAGAAUCGAUCAGAUCAAGAAGGAUGUUAUGCGACAGGAAGUGCGCAAGCGUGAAUUAGUCGACAACAUCACAUUACGGCAAAAGGAAGAGGAGCUCAAAAGUCUUGAGCAGGAAAUAUUAAAAAUAGAAGUUUCUAUGAAAAAAAUGCAGCACGAACUUUUAAUACAGGAAUAUAAAAAGCUUAACGAGAAGGAGGAGAAGUUGUUGCGUGAGAAAAAUAUUGCUAGCGGAAAACAAGAAGAAUUAGAAAGAUCUGUAGCGCAGAUGCAGCAGGAAUUGAAAAAUGAAGUGUAUAGAAUGGCGCGAACAAAUUACAAGAAAAAAUGCAUUGAAUUAGAGGUACAACAAGAGAUCGUAGUUAAUCUUAAGGAAUACGUCAAAGCUCUUGAUCGUGCCAUGAUUGAGUAUCACGAGGAACGUAUAUCAACAGUGAACAAAAUAAUUAAACAUAUGUGGCGUACUGUUUACAAAGGAACAGAUACAACAGGAAUUGAAAUAAAAGCGGAAGCUACGGAAGCAGGUGAUAAGCGACGGCAGUUCAAAUAUAAAUUAGUCCAAAGAAAACAUGGCGCUGAAAUGGAUAUGAAGGGUCGUUGCAGUGCUGGUCAAAGAGUAUUGGCGUCUAUUAUUAUAAGAAUGGCACUGGCAGAAACCUUCUGCAAAAAUUGUGGAGUACUUGCGUUGGAUGAACCAACAACAAAUCUCGAUGAACAGAAUGCUGAGAGUUUGGCGGAUGCAAUUACUACCAUAGUGAAGGCGCGGUCUAAAUAUCAAAAGAAUUUUCAGUUGAUUGUGAUUAGUCACGAUGAAAAUUUUGUAAAGAAAUUAACAAAGUUAAAUAGAAGUGGCAUAUUCUAUAGGCUCUACCGAGAUAGUAGGGGGUUGUCAUCUAUUAAGCGUAGUAGAGAUGAUCACUUUACGAUGCCACUCAGAGAUAUCGAUGAGGAUUCUUCUGACUAUUCUGAUCAGGAAGAGAAAGUAGAUGGUGCUCUAAAUAGUCAAACUACAGCACCUGUUAAAGCUCCAUCUAGAAAAAGGAAAUAUCAAUUUAACGUUGAUAAAAAUGUUCCGCCUAGGAAGCCCAAAAAAAUACACACUUUCGAGAUCUAAAAUUAAAUGAGCUGUAUUGAUUAUUGCUCAGUACAGAUAAUUAAUAAAAUAAUUCCGAUAUUAUAAGGAUAUAUGGUUACUAUGCUUUUAAUGCGACUAUAAAUAAUCUUUUUGUGUUAAAAUU